This is a messenger RNA of Camellia sinensis, 1050 nucleotides long. The record is from RefSeq and is a predicted model, not a curated record. NCBI's taxonomy places the organism in Eukaryota, Viridiplantae, Streptophyta, Magnoliopsida, Ericales, Theaceae.
AUGGAUUUCAAAAAGAGCAACAAGAAAACAAAAACAAACCAUGAAAAGACCGAUGAACCAACAACAUCUGCUAUGAUAGAGAGACUACCUCUUGAUUUAGCCAUCGACAUUCUUUCAAGGCUACCCAUAGCCUCUCUCAUUCGAUUGCGAUUCGCAAGUCGAACCUUUCAAAUAUUAUCAAACUAUCCUCAUCUCGCUGAACUUCAAUAUUACCGGACAUCGAAGAACAAACCGUGUCUGAUGUUCCAUAGUUAUGAUCCAAUCCGCAACCAGCUUUGCUUUGCGGAACUCUCUGAUCACAACAAUCAGAUUGUGAGAAAACUCAGCACGCCUUUCUCUGAUGUGUUGUUGCCUGAGUUCAACAUAAUAGGUUCUUGUAAUGAUUUGUUAUGCUUAUCAGACAAUGUAAAUGGCGAUACAAUGUAUAUAUGCAAUCCUUUUACAAGGGAAUUCAAAGAGCUGCCAAGAACAAUACAGUUUGGGGAGCAAAAGGUCGCGUUUGGAUUUGGGUUCGAUCAUCUUGAGCAACGAUCAUCAGAAGCACUGGUGAACGGAAGACUUCAUUGGUUGACUUUGCGGCAUAAAUGUGAAAGUCGUUAUGCACGGAGCAUAGUAUCUUUCGAUUUAGGUGAUGAAAAGUUUAGAGAGGUCCCAAGACCGGGUGGGCAAGAAAGAUGUGACUAUCAUUUGACAGUGCUAAGAAAAUGUCUUUCCGCAGCAUUUUGUAAUUACGAGGAUUUGGAGAUUUGGGUUAUGAGAGAGUACGAUGUGAAAGAGUCUUGGAUCAAGGAGUUCAACAUUGGAACUAGUUCCGUGCCUCGGGUGGAGUUGAAACCAGAAUUGAAGCAAUUGUAUGCGAUUUGGAGGAAGAUUUCGCAGGUGAGACCUGCUCAAGUUCUCUGUCUUUUAAAGAAUGGGAAUGUUUUGGUACAGCAUAGAGGUAGAGUUUUGGUGUCUUAUGAUCCAGAGAGUGGAAAAUUUGAGAAGCUAACGUUUCAGGGGAUGCCAGAACUGUUUCAAACAAUUGUUCAUUUUGGCAGCCUAGCUUAA